CUGAAGCAAGGCGCAAGUUGCUACACCAAGUGCGGAGAGCCCCAGUGCCCCCCAGGGGACUUUCGGGAGUUGGAGCCUUCGGAGGACUUUAAAUAUAUGGACUGCGAAGGAGGGGCCCACAGAACAAGAUGCGAAAUUAGAAAAGAAGAAAAAGUCCUCGAGUUCAAUCCUGUGGCGGUGCCUUUGACGGUGCCGGUGGAGUGA
This is a messenger RNA of Eimeria tenella, 204 nucleotides long. RefSeq lists its product as uncharacterized. The record is from RefSeq and is a predicted model, not a curated record. Lineage: Eukaryota; Apicomplexa; Conoidasida; Eucoccidiorida; Eimeriidae. The transcript is spliced from 2 exons.